Messenger RNA from Diospyros lotus (date-plum), 1577 nucleotides. RefSeq names its product 1-aminocyclopropane-1-carboxylate oxidase homolog 1-like. The transcript has 3 exons. The coding region runs from base 199 to 1311 and encodes 370 amino acids. Lineage: Eukaryota; Viridiplantae; Streptophyta; Magnoliopsida; Ericales; Ebenaceae. The record is from RefSeq and is a predicted model, not a curated record.
UUAAACAUUGUCCUACACUACUGCAUCACUCCAUUCCAUCCCUCGCAUCCCCAGCUCUGUUUUUUCACUUUGAUUGCCCAACUCUUCAUUUCCACUUGUUAACACAAGAACACACACAUACCGCUUAAUUUGAUUCCACCAAAUUUAGCCAAAAAGUUCAGUUUCUAGGAUUGAAUUCCAAAACCUUCCAGAGCGAAAAUGGUUGCUUCUUCAUCUUCGAAAACAGAUGCAGCAAACUACGACCGAGCAAGUGAACUGAAGGCUUUCGACGACACCAGAGCCGGCGUUAAAGGCCUUGUUGACGCCGGAGUCGCCGCUGUCCCUCCGAUAUUCAUUCAGCCACCAGAUGAUCAUCAUGACAAAACCCCAUCAAAACCCACCGAAAGCCCGUUCAUUUUUCCAGUCGUCGACCUUCAUGGAGGCGACGGAGAUCCAGUCAAGCGCAGGGAGGUGGUGGAGCAAAUCCGGGAAGCGUCCGAAACAUGGGGCUUCUUCCAACUGAUCAACCAUGGCGUCCCUGAGGCUGUGUUGGAGGAGAUGAUGAAUGGAGUCCACAGAUUCUAUGAGCAAGACACCGAGGUGAAGAAGCAGUGGUACACAAGGGAUUUAACAAAACCUUUUGUGUAUAACACCAACUUUGAUUUGUAUAGCGCGCCGACGGCUAACUGGAGGGACACUUUCUACUGUCCCAUGGCUCCCCAGUGUCCAGAUCCAAAGGACCUGCCUGAUAUCUGCAGAGAAAUUCUGAAGGAGUACCCGGAGCAAGUAAUGAAGCUAGGGAGAUAUUUGUUCAAGCUAUUAUCAGAGGCUCUUGGGCUCAAGCCAGACAAAUUGAUAGACAUGGGGUGUGCUGAGGGGCUUAGUGUUUUAUGCCACUACUACCCAGCUUGCCCGCAGCCAGAGCUAACCCUAGGCACCAGCAAGCAUGCUGACAAUGACUUCCUCACAGUGCUUCUGCAGGAUCACAUUGGAGGCCUCCAAGUUCUUCAUCAGAACCAGUGGAUUGAUGUUCCUCCCACCCCUGGAGCUCUUGUGGUCAAUAUAGGAGAUCUUCUGCAGCUGAUAUCAAAUGACAAGUUUAUAAGCGUUGAGCACAGAGUAUUGGCAAACAAAGUUGGUCCACGAGUUUCAGUGGCAUGCUUCUUCAGCACAGACUUUCUGCCAUACACGAAGCUUUAUGGGCCCAUCAAAGAGCUGCUAUCAGAAGACAAUCCUCCAAAGUACAAGGAAACUACUGUGAGAGAUUACGUACUUAACUUCUGUGCCAAAGGCCUUGAUGGGACCUCUGCCCUCUCUCAUUUAAGGCUCUGAACCACUUGCCAUCUGAUGAUCGAAACCUCCAAUUGCCCUUAAACUAAAACAAGUAACGCAUUUGAUCGUGGAUUAACUAAUUGCUCUUAAUCAAUUGCGUGGGCGAUUGAUGAUGACUACAUAUAAAGAUGGUAUCUGAUACACGUUACAUCCUAUGUAAACAUGAAUAAAGACUCAAUUCCCUUCACCUAUAUGUAGCACUUGCUUCAAUAGACUAAAUAAAGAGUACCUCUCAAAAGUUUAGCUUGGCAGUUAUUGGUGGUUUA